This is a messenger RNA of Pipistrellus kuhlii (Kuhl's pipistrelle), 1673 nucleotides long. It is a transcript of the gene TM2D1, whose product is annotated as TM2 domain containing 1. NCBI's taxonomy places the organism in Eukaryota, Metazoa, Chordata, Mammalia, Chiroptera, Vespertilionidae. Gene Ontology annotation, biological process: apoptotic signaling pathway. The record is from RefSeq and is a predicted model, not a curated record. Gene Ontology annotation, molecular function: amyloid-beta binding; G protein-coupled receptor activity. Bases 47 to 556 code for a protein of 169 amino acids. The transcript has 6 exons.
AGCGAAGGCGGAACCGGAAGGGGCGAGGGACGCGCCGGUCCCCAGCAUGGCGGCCGCCUGGCCCUCAGGGCCGGCAGCUCUGGACACCGUGACUGUCCGGCUCCUGGGUGUCCUGUGGUUCGCGUCAGUCACCACGGGGCCCUGGGGAGCUGCCGCCGCCGGGGGCGAGGAGCCGCCUAAGUGCGAGGACCUCAAAGUGGGACAAUAUAUUUGUAAAGAUCCAAAAAUAAGUGAUGCUACACAAGAACCAGUUAACUGUACAAACUACACAGCUCAUGUUGAAUGUUUUCCAGCACCCAAGAUAAUUUGUAAAGAUUUCAGUGGCAAUGAAACACAUUUUACUGGACAUGAAGUUGGUUUUCUCAAGCCCAUAUCUUGCCGAAAUGUAAAUGGCUAUUCAUAUAAAGUGGCUGUUGCACUCUCUCUUUUUCUUGGAUGGUUGGGAGCAGAUCGAUUUUACCUUGGAUACCCUGCCUUGGGUUUGUUAAAGUUUUGCACUGUAGGAUUUUGUGGAAUUGGGAGCCUAAUUGACUUUAUUCUUAUUUCAAUGCAGUGAAUCUCAGUGUUUUUCUAUUGGGCUGUAAUCCCAGAAACAUAUUGUGCAUGAAUUCAAGACCUAUAAAAACAUACUUUGCUUCACAGUGUUUAUAACAUAAAUCCAGAAAAAUCCUCUUAAAAAAUAGCUCUAGUUAUUUCAUCUUUGAACCAAAGAGUAUAAUCACACAUUGCUAAAGUAAGCUUUACAUGUUGCUAUACAUACUGAAAAUAUUUCCAUGAGUUUAUCUACUUGCUAAUAAACUUGAAAGUUCCUUUCUUUUGGUUGUUGUUGUUAUCCUUAAAAAUAUGCAAGUGUCCCAGGUCAAUGAAUGGCGUAAAACAAUCCAUAGAAUUAAUUCAGUUAUUUUAUGCAGUCUACCAAAAACUAAAUCAGAGAUACCUCAUAAGGCAGUUCCAAAGAUUUUAAAACACUCAUUCUUUUGUGCUUGUAUAUGUUUGUGUAAUCAUGAAGGAUUAGACAAUUUAAGGUUUUUUAAUCAGAAAAAAAUAAAAUAUUUGGAUUCAAUUUAAACCUCUUUUCUCACACAAUCUGGACAUUUUAAAAUUACACCCAAACCACUGAUGUGUAUUCUGUCAAACAAAAAGAAAAGAGUUUCUUCUGUUAAGUGGAGACAAGACAGCCACAAAUCAGAAAGAUGAAGAAGGGUAAUUUUAAUGUAGAAAGUUGUUAGAAGGUAGUAUGUUGGGUUCUUUGUGACAAUUAAAAAAAAUUCUAUAUAUUAUGGAAGAAAUCACUUUCAUUUUCAUUUCUAUUGAUAUUACAGAGUAGAUUUCCUUAGAGGACUAAUAACUACAUAAGCAGAAAUUCAGAAAAGCAUAAUCUUCAAUCAUUUAUGAGUUUUAUAAAUACAUUAAAUUUAUAAAAUAUCUCAUUAGUGUGGAAUUUAAUAUAUGUAACUAAUUUUAGCAUUGGAUUAUAUAUAUUAUUUCUUAUCUUUUACACCAGAUCUGAACUUUCACACAUAAACUUCUUGAAGAAAAAAAAAAAUUAUUAAUCCUGUAUGCUAAACAUAGAGUAUGCCCUCAAAAACUUUUGCUGAUUUGAACUGUAUGCAUUAUACCUUGUGGCUUUGUUCCAGUUACAGAGAAGAUGAGAAGCUAAAAAUGGUAGUUUU